GCGAAGGGAGGGGAGGAAAGCGGACUGUUGGGUUGGGGAGGGGGGGGCGUCGCGCUGGGAGGGAGGCGGCGCGCACGGUGCAGCCGGGCCGGGCGGGAGGCAUGGCGGGGCCCCCGGCCCUGCCCCCGCCGGAGACGGCGGCGACCGCCGCCUCGUCGGCCUCGUCCCCCCGCUACCAGGAGUGGAUCCUGGACACCAUCGACUCGCUGCGCUCGCGCAAGGCGCGGCCGGACCUGGAGCGCAUCUGCCGGAUGGUGCGGCGACGACACGGGCCGGAGCCGGAGCGCACGCGCGCCGAGCUGGAGAAGCUGAUCCAGCAGCGCGCGGUGCUCCGGGUUAGCUACAAGGGGAGCAUUUCCUACCGCAACGCGGCGCGCGUACAGCCCCCGCGCCGGGGCGCCACCCCGCCCGCCCCGCCGCGCGCCCCCCGGGGCGCCGCAGCCGCCGCGCCGCCGCUUGCACCGGUUGCAUCCCCGCCCCGGGCUCCCCGGGCGGCUGCGGCUGCCACAGCGCCCCGGCCCCCGGCGUCCCGGCCGCACCGCCGCUCGGCGGGGCACCAGUCCGUGCCCAACGGGCCGCGCCCCCUCUCCCCCGCCGCCCCCCCCGCGGGGGCUCCGCCGCCGGCCCCGCGCCGGCCGGCCCCGGCCGCUGCCCGAGAGACCCUGCCGGCGCCCCUGCCGGAGGGCGGCGCGCAGCGGGGCGGGGCCGUCCGGCCGGUGAGCCUGAGGGAGGUGGUGCGCUACCUCGGGGGGAGCGGCGGCGGCGGGGCCGGGAGCGGCGGCGGGGGUCGGGUAACGCGCGGGCGUGUGCAGGGGCUGCUGGAGGAGGAGGCGGUGGCUCGGGGCCGCCCGGAGCGGACCCGCCUCGGAGGCCAAGCCCUGUCCCGCGGGGAGCGCCCGGGACGGGCUCCCGCCGCCAAUCCCCGAGCGGCUCGAAGUAAGAAAGCUGGGGAAGAGCCAGUGCCUGAGAAAGAGGAAAGUGAGGAUGAGGAUGAAGUGUCCGCCCUCUCUGAGGGUUCUGAAGUGCCCGAGGGAGAUGGGGUUUCCAGCAGGCAGUGCCAGCUAAAUGGGGAGACUGAACAGCGGGCCAAGGAUAGCAGGAAAGAGCGGCCAAGGGACUGGAGCCCCCCAACCCUGCCUAGGGGCCAGGACGAGGGUCAGCGGCUAGCCCCUGGAGAUGGCACUCGGGAGGCCUUCCCAGUGGGCGUGGUGAAGAAAGAAGGGGGAUCAGCUUCAGCUGCUGCAGGGCCCGACCCCCCCUCGCCUGUGCCUUUGCCUCCUGGGAAGCCAGCCCUGCCUGGUGCAGAUGGAACACCCUUUGGCUGCGCCUCCGGGCGGAAGGAGAAGCCUUCAGACCCUGUGGAGUGGACGGUGAUGGAUGUGGUGGAGUACUUCACUGAGGCCGGCUUCCCCGAGCAAGCCUCCGCUUUCCAGGAGCAGGAGAUCGACGGGAAGUCCCUGCUCCUGAUGCAGCGCACAGACGUGCUGACCGGUCUGUCCAUCCGCCUCGGCCCCGCCCUCAAGAUCUACGAGCACCACAUCAAGGUGCUGCAGCAGGGCCACUUUGAGGAUGACGACCCCGAUGGCUUCCUGGGUUGAGCCUCCAACCUCGCUCCAUCCCCGAGGGAGGUGACCGGAAACUCCCUUGAGAACCCCCUUCGUCGGGGAAGCUCUCCGAGGAGGAAGGGCCCUCCCUGCAACGAGAAUAUCCCAACGAGGGGGCGCGCCCCCCGUCCUGCACCCCCUUCCCGAUCUCCCUCUUGAUUUCCCCCACCCCACCCCUUGUCUGUCUUGUGGAUCUCCAUCCCGCACGUCCUUGCUUUCCAAGCGGGUGGGGGGGCGGGCAACGGACCACUAAUUUCACGUCGGGAGGAACUCUCCCCUCCCUCACCCCGUCUACCCACCACCGCCCUUCUCCCCGGCUACUUCACGGAGAGACAGAGAAAGGGGUCACCCCCCCCUCCGCCCCCCACCUCGGCCGGGAAUCUACCUUGUAAAUGUAGCUCCUGAGUGAUUUCGGUGGGAGGCAGGGACCCACCCCCCCCGCCCCC
Molecule: messenger RNA, 2050 nt
Organism: Ornithorhynchus anatinus (platypus)
Lineage: Eukaryota; Metazoa; Chordata; Mammalia; Monotremata; Ornithorhynchidae
Gene: SAMD1
Product: sterile alpha motif domain containing 1
Exons: 5
Coding region: 102-1598 (498 amino acids)
Molecular function (GO): protein binding; DNA binding
Source: RefSeq, a predicted model, not a curated record